AUGACGAAACUGCUCGUGUCCAACAAGCAGCUCAAGCCACUGGGCGAGCUGCGCGCCGACCUGGGUGCACGCCUCCGCCGCGCCAGGAAGAUCAGUAGCAUCUUCGACUCCAAGGACCUGGUCGCCUGGGAAGCCGUCGUGCACGAUGGCAUGGUUACGAUUUCGCUGGCCUACGCGAUCUUCAGCAUGAAGUAUACGUUCGCGGCGAUGAAAGGCAACAAGAAGCUGAAGGUCGCCGCGGAGAAACUCAAGCAGGACUUGCAGGCCAAGGGCGCGUGGGCGCACGUGCCCGCGCGCGUCGUCGCCGCCAUUGAGGGCGGCGGGAAAGUGCUCGAGGUUGGCCCAGACGAGGGCGCGCGCAGCGCGUUCCUCGUGGUCCACGCCGCCGCUGGGCUGGCGGUCCGCGCCCCCGCAGGCGGCCGCGACGCGGUGCGCCUGCUGCGCGCGGCGGAGGGCCUCCUCCGCACGGCCGUGGCCGCGCUGGCGGCGCCGCCGCCUGCUCCCGCCCCGCCUGUGGAGGCGGCCGACGUGCAGCCGAUGCUGGGGCGCUGCGGCUCGCGCGGAAGCGAAGGCAAGGGCACGGGCAAGGGCGGCGAGUUUGUCGACAAGAACAAGCUUGUCCACCUCGAGGUGUGGCAGCUGAGGGAGCUCGUCAUCCGCCUGGGGGAGCGCGCGGGUCUGCCCCGACCCGCAUCCGAGGUGCCCUUCGACCACGGCGUGCUGCUCGCAAUGGCCGUCGAGCUCGAGGAGCUGGCGGUCGUGUCCGACGGCGCGCGCGGCGGGGGCAGCGGAGCGGAGCACGCCAUCGAGUGCGCGUGCGAGCUCCUGAAUGCCAUCGGCUUCACGCUCGAGUCGCUCCCCGCCGGCCGGGCCGCGCUGUCGGCGGUGUGCGGAAGGAUGCACGCGCUGAGGUACGCAAAGACGGAGUCGGGCAAGCAGGCGUACUCCAAGCGCGUACAGUUCACAAUACAGGACAUCCUGGACGCCCGCGCCGCCGACUGGACCAGGAAGUCCUUCAAGACGUCCGCCAAGACGAAGGAGGAUAUCCGCCUGGAGCAGGAGCGCGACCUGCACGCCCGCUCCAACGGGGCCGAAGGAGAGACGGUGGUGGCUGGACAGCGGCCCAUCUACCUCACAGCGGCCGGCAUCGGCCUGGGCAUCGGCGCAUAG
Messenger RNA from Prorocentrum cordatum, 1170 nucleotides. Lineage: Eukaryota; Dinophyceae; Prorocentrales; Prorocentraceae. The record is from the annotation of a GenBank genome assembly.